AUGGUUGCCACAGAUUUAAAAAAUAAUAAAAACAUUGCAAUUUUAGGCAGUGGAAAUUUAGGAGUUUCAAUUGCAAGAGGUAUUGUUGCCUCUGGACAUUAUAAAUCCAAUCAAAUUGUUUUAACUCGUAGAACAUUGGAGAAAAUCCAACAUUUAAAAGAUGAAGAAGGAUUUCAAAUUACAUCAGAUAAUUUGGAAGCUGCUAAUAAAUGUGCAAUUUUAAUUAUUGGUGUAUUACCAGCACAAGUUCCACAAUUAUUAGAAUCAAUUAAACAUUUGGUUACCAAGGAUCAUAUUAUCAUUUCAGUUGUAUUAGGUAUUACAAUCAGUGGUAUUAGAUCCCAUCUUCAACCAGAUGUCUACACACCAAUAGUAAGAGCCAUGCCAAAUACCGCAAUUCAAUAUUGUGAAUCCAUGACAUGUAUUGCCAACAAGAGUGACCAUCCAACUAAAUCAGGUACUGCUGAACAAGAAUUAGCCGAUCAAAAUGCAUUGGAAGUCACUGAAAAGAUAUUCAAUUGUUGUGGUGAAUGCAUUACAAUCUCUGAGGAAGCAAUGGUAUCUGCACCAGCUUUAUGCUCAUGUGGUACUGCUUUCUUUUGCAGAAUUAUUCGUGCUGCUGCAAGUGCAGGUUGCGAAAUUGGAUUCCACGCUGAGGAUGCUGUUAGAAUUGCCGCCCAAACUGCCAAAGGUGCUGCCAUCAUGUUAUUGAAAAAUGAUAGUCAUCCAGAAUCUGAAAUUGAUCGUAUUACCACUCCAAGUGGUGCCACCAUUGCCGGUUUAAAUACUAUGGAACAUAAUGGUUUAUCAAGUGCUAUCAUUAAAGGUAUUGUAAUGUCUGCUGAAAAAUCUUCAAAAAGUCAAGCUGCAUUAAACAAAUUAAAUAAUGUUUCAAGUUAA
Messenger RNA from Dictyostelium discoideum AX4, 900 nucleotides. RefSeq names its product pyrroline-5-carboxylate reductase. The record is from RefSeq and is a predicted model, not a curated record. The transcript has a single exon. NCBI's taxonomy places the organism in Eukaryota, Evosea, Eumycetozoa, Dictyosteliales, Dictyosteliaceae. The coding region runs from base 1 to 900 and encodes 299 amino acids.